Messenger RNA from Bradysia coprophila, 1895 nucleotides. RefSeq names its product vitamin D 25-hydroxylase-like. Gene Ontology annotation, molecular function: iron ion binding; heme binding; steroid hydroxylase activity. Gene Ontology annotation, biological process: xenobiotic metabolic process. NCBI's taxonomy places the organism in Eukaryota, Metazoa, Arthropoda, Insecta, Diptera, Sciaridae. The record is from RefSeq and is a predicted model, not a curated record. Gene Ontology annotation, cellular component: cytoplasm; intracellular membrane-bounded organelle.
UCAUCGCAUAGCAAUAACGCUGUGCGUCUUUAAGUUCGUUCUGAACAAUUAUAAGCCCAUAAGAAAUUAAUGUCUCUGUUUGAUUACAUAAAAGUGAUUAUUUGAUGCAAGUGGGUUACAAUUUUGUUAUUAUAAACGUCUUUUAUCCAAAAACGGGAGGUGUAACGUGAACAUUAUUUCCCGCACUUGCUCGAGUUGCAAACAAUAAACUGAAUGAUGCAAGUAGUUAACUAAUAUAGACUGAGUCGUAAAAUUAAAUUGGAAAAUUAUGUGUGAAAAACAAUAGUGUGCCAAAAGUUGAUUGAGUAUAAGAGAUAUUUGAUUGACUGAUCAAAAUACAAACUAUUACCAUCCACUGCAGAUCGUACGGACUGAAGCCAGAACAUGUUAUCGAUGGAGCUGUUGCUAAUGUUUGUGACAACGUUGCUAGCAGGAUUAUAUUUGCAUAACAAAUUCAAAUAUCGCAACUUUCCGAAAGGUCCAAUGGGUCUACCGAUUAUCGGUUAUUUACCAUUCCUUGGUCCGACACCACAUCGUCGAUAUUCGGAACUAGCCAAAAUCUACGGAAACAUUUUUAGUUUGAUGUUCGGGCAGCUGCCAGUGGUUGUACUGAAUGACUUAGAAACUAUCAAAAAAGCAUUUCGCCACGAAGUAUUCUCGGGAAGACCCAACAAGCAAGUACUUGCCAUGGGAAUUGUGAAAGGAGGAAUGACAUUCAGUGAUGGGCAAGAGUGGACAGAACAACGACGAUUCACACUAAAAAUACUUAAAAGUUUAGGGUUCGGAAAGAGUUCGUUGGAAGGGUCGGUGAAAGAAGAAUGCUCUCGCUUGCUUGGAUAUUUUAAAACCAAAACGGAUCGUCCCAUUAAUUGCAAGCAAAUAUUUGAAAUAUCUGUGAUGAACACUUUGUGGUUGAUAAUUGCUGGAGAAUCUCAUGACUAUGAUGAUCCGAAGGCCUUGAGAUGGCACCAGUUGGCCUAUGAAGGACUUAUAGAGCCAGCUGUAGCUGGUCCUGUUUGGUUUAUGCCAUGGCUUGCACGGCUUGCACCCGAGAGAACCGGAUUCACAAAACUUUUGGAAGCCGUUCAAGAUCUCCGGAAUGAAUUCCGAAUUCUUAUUGAAAAGAGGCAGGCAACCCGUUCUAAAGACAUCCAAAACGAUUUCUUGGACUAUUACUUGACAGAAAUCGAGGCAACGGAUGACGACAGCAGCAGUUUCUAUAAGGACGUUGGUGUUAACAAUCUCAUCGACUUAUUAAUAAAUCUUUUCGCUGCCGGGUCGGACACUACCACAGCCACCCUGUGUUGGGGUUUUCUUUAUUUACUGAAAUAUCCAGCCGUGUACGCGAAAUGGAAAACUGAAUUGGAUAAGAUUGUCGGCCGAGGAAAUUUACCAACAUUGAACGAUAGACCAAAAAUGCCAUACACAGAAGCCGUUCUGCACGAGCUACUACGAAUCACGUCAGUCACAUCUGGUGGACUUUUACACUGCACCACCGAUAACGUGCGAUUCGAAGGAUAUGAUUUUCCGAAGGGCACAAUCAUAUUACCGAAUCUAUACGGAUGUCAACAUGACGAAGCUACGUGGGGUGAUCCAGAUGUAUUUCGACCGGAAAGAUGGUUGAAUCGUGACGAAACCGAAUUUGUGAAAGACGAUAGAUCAAUUCCAUUUUCAGUGGGAAAACGUAUUUGUCCGGCCGAACAUUUAUCCCUUUUGAAUCUAUUCAUAUUUUUCACUAGCCUGAUUCAGACGUUCGACUUUGAAGCUACUGAUGCUGGACUGCCGACGUUGGAGGCAAAACCGGGUCUGGUGCUACAUCCGCAACCAUAUGAAGUUUUACUUCGUUUACGAUAAAUGUAACUGAAUUCGUAGAAUAGACGUUGCCAACACCAUUU